AUGUCUGAUUUUGCGCCGCCAACUGGCCCACCUCCCCCUACUGUACCAGCAGGGUACAAGGCUAUUUGGAACGAACAGUACAAGGAAUGGUUCUACGUCAACAUCUACACAAAGCAAAGUCAAUGGAACAAGCCUACCGACCCCGUCUAUCCUGCUGGCGAUGGUGCUCCUGCAGGACCACCCCCGGGUUAUGCGGGCGGCGGAAUGGGCAGCAUGAAUGAUACAAAGUCAAAUCCCUAUGAUACCAAACCAGGUGGUCCCCACGCCGAAAGCGAUGCCGAGCUCGCUGCCCGAUUACAAGCCGAGGAGAAUGCGAGAGGAUCGAGUAGUAGGAAUGCGCAACAAGACUAUCAAAAUACCCCGAUGGGUCAAUCUCCGAGCUACCAACAAGAUCUACCCGCGAGGGAGCAGAAGAAGUCGGGUGGUUUCCUAGGAAAACUACUCGGAAAGGCAAGCGGAGGUUCUAGCAGUCAACAUCAGGCCGGAUAUGGCGGAUAUGGUGGAAAUCAAUAUCCUCAGCAGUAUCCUCAACAACAGCAAUAUCCACCGCAGAACUACCCGCCUCAGGGCUACCAGCAGGGCUACCCUCCCCAGGGCGGCUAUGGAGGAGGUUACUCCCCAUACGGUGGUGGUGGCUAUCAACAGCAAGCGCCCAAGAAGUCGGGAGGCUUGGGUAUGGCCGGCGGAGCUGCACUCGGACUUGGGGGUGGUCUGGUUGGAGGAAUGUUACUUGAAGAUGCUAUUGGAGGUGACGGCGGCGAUGGAGGAGGAGAUGGUGGAGGAGAUGGUGGAGGAGACUAUGGCGGUGGAGAUGGUGGUGGAGACUUCGGCGGUGGGGAUGAUGGUGGCGGUGGAGAUUUCUGA
Lachnellula hyalina is the source of this 864-nucleotide messenger RNA. RefSeq lists its product as uncharacterized. The transcript has 5 exons. Gene Ontology annotation, molecular function: protein binding. Bases 1 to 864 code for a protein of 287 amino acids. The record is from RefSeq and is a predicted model, not a curated record. Lineage: Eukaryota; Fungi; Ascomycota; Leotiomycetes; Helotiales; Lachnaceae.